This is a messenger RNA of Somion occarium, 4030 nucleotides long. Lineage: Eukaryota; Fungi; Basidiomycota; Agaricomycetes; Polyporales; Cerrenaceae. The record is from the annotation of a GenBank genome assembly.
UUAACCUUCACCACAUACCACGAUCACCACUACGGGACUUGUAGCUCCCAACUGCUCUGUAUUUUGAUUUUCUUCUUUGUUUUAGUACCCAAUAUCAAUUCCUAACUUCACAAGAAUCUUUCAAACUGACCGUUAGGAUAUCUUGAACGAGGACCCGAGCUCUAUCCAACCAAUCGACGUUACAAUAGUGAAACAUACAAACCCUUCGAACUCUAGGUCAUGAAUGGCACCUCCCCGCACUCUCGCCCCCUCAGGGAGCGCAUCCUCAGAUUACUUUGGGGACGAUGACCCUGAGUUUCUGCAAGCUCUAUACGAGACCGUCCUCCCCGGUGAUGUAAUGUUAGACAGUUCCAAGCAAGAUACAUCGGAUGUCGAAGUUCCAGAGAUGCCGCCCUGCGCUCAGCCUAGUCUCAAACGACUUCGCUCGCCAGACUUGGAUGACUUAGAAGACCUCGUUCCCUCUGCGUCAUAUCACAAAAUUUUAUCCUCGGUGGACGAGAACAAAGAAAGUGCUGGAUAUCUUGAAAGUGAUGUCUAUGGCGCUGCUCAUUUCGGUGAUUUCGGAGAAUACAUGGCGAGGAAGCGUGCCAAACUUCAGAUUCAGAACGCCGAAUUGGAGGACGCUGACAUGGUAUCUGAUUCGAAGAGCAAGAUAUUUCAAGGGUUGCAAAUCUAUAUCAAUGGAUACACUGAACCGUCAGUUCAAGAUCUUCGUCAGCUUAUUAUGAAGCAUGGUGGUAUCUAUCAUGCAUAUCUGGUCAAGAAAAGCUUAGUUACGCAUAUAAUCACCUGCUCGCUAACUCCUAACAAGAUUCGCGAAUUCAAACAUAUGAAGGUCGUCCGACCGGAAUGGCUUGUUGAGAGCGCGAAAUCGGGAGUUCUACUACCAUGGAAGGACUUCAUUUACAAAGCAAAUGAACGGCUUGAGCACCCACAAGGCAAACGAGCGCCGCAAAAGUCUCUUUAUGACACCUUUAGUUCACAGCGAGCAGCAAACCCGCAGACAAGUACAGCAGAGACGGCGCCAGACUCUUCGCCCCGUGUGGGACUAGUUCAACUGGACACAACUGAAACACCUGUGGCUGGACCAUCUCAUGUUACCCCACCUUCAACUCCUACGAAAUCACAAUCAACGCCACGGCCAUUGCACAUCACCGAUCCUGGAACGCCAUCUCAAGCCGAACGAGUACCAGACUAUGCAUUUCAUAAAUCUAACCCCAUCGCUGAACGGGCAAUGGCUGACCCUGCCUGGCGAGCCGCCCAUACAUCGGUCGCUCCAGAUUUUAUCGAAGGCUUUUAUCGCAAUUCUCGUUUGCAUCAUUUGUCGACUUGGAAAGCGGAGUUGAAAGGUCUAGUGACUGAGGCUCUUGAACGAGCGGAAAAUGGUACGAACUUGGGUCGUGUACCUGGUGGUGAAGAUGGUGAGGAUGAAGCAGUCGGUAAGAUCGUGGAGGAGAACAUGGGAGGGAGGGCUUGGAAAGACGAGGGUGUGGAUGUGAGCAUGAAGGACGCUCAACUAGUCAUGCGUUCUCCUAGUAGGAAGGGGAAGGAGAGAGCUUUCGACGAUGACGAAGAGCGGAUCAUCAUGCACUGUGAUUUUGACAGCUUCUUUGUCUCGGCUGGGUUGGUUGACCGACCACAUCUUAGAGGAAAACCAGUCGUAGUCUGUCAUUCACAGGGUAAUCAGGGUGGACAAGCCAGUACUAGCGAGAUUGCGAGUGCUAGCUACGAAGCUCGGGAGUAUGGAAUCAAAAGCGGGAUGAGUCUUCAGCAAGCACGGAAACUUUGUCCUACAGUCUUGACAAUGCCAUACGAAUUUCAGCGCUACAAAACGUUCUCCUUACAAUUCUACACUAUUCUCAUGGCACACGCGGAUGAACUUCAAGCAGUCUCUGUCGAUGAAGCGCUGAUAGAGGUGACUACUAGCGUCCGUCGAAUUAAGUCAGAGAUGGCAAGAAGUCAAGGUUACACCUCUGCACCUCUCGGCGAUCCCGCAAAAAACUUUGCAGAAGCUAUCCGUGCUCAGGUCAAGAGAGCGACAGGAUGUGAAGUCAGUAUUGGUAUUGCACAUAAUAUCAUGUUAGCCCGCGCGGCAUCUCGCAAAGCUAAACCAGCUGGAUCAUAUCAUGUCACGCCAGAUACCGCUCGAGAGUUCCUUGCACCUUUGGACAUCGACGACCUUCAUGGAUUCGGUUAUGCUACCCGCCAGAAGGCUUUCGAGAAGCUUCGUGCUACUAACCUCGGAGAGCUUGCGAAGAAAAGUCGGGCAGUGCUUUGCGACGCUCUGGGUAAGGGCACAGGUGAGACACUGUACAAGGCGGUCCGAGGCAUCGAUGAGAGGAAGAUUGAGUCUGACAAGCAGCGGAAGAGUGUUUCUUGUGAUAUCAACUAUGGCAUUCGCUUUGAGAACAACCAGCAAGCAGAAACGUUUAUUUAUCAACUCGCACAGGAGGUUUCAAGACGUUUGAAAACAAUUGACAUGCUUGGACGCUCGCUGACUAUCAAGAUCCUAGUUAGAGAUCCGUCAGCACCAGUGGAAGCACCCAAAUUUAUGGGACACGGCCUUUGCGAGGCAUUUGCCAAGCAAGCACAAUUGGUUGCUCCUGGUGGUCACGCAACCAGUGGUGACAAGGUCAUAGGUGAACAUGCUUGGCGACUUCUUAAGAGCUUCAACUUCGACCCGAAGGAACUGCGUGGCAUUGGAAUUCAGAUUCAGAAGUUGGAGAAAGCAUCUGGUGAAGGUGAAGGCGGUCCAGGGCAGGCGGUUUUGCCAUUCAGACCCGCCGAUGUCGCGAAGGCUAUCACAGAGGAUGAGAAUAAGAACGAUUCUACACCGAAGUCCUCACAGGUGACAAAGGCAAAACUUUCAGAGGCAGAAGUAACCCUCCAGGAGGCGUCAGUGACCAAAGCAUUAUCUCCUUCCUUGGUGCAUUCGGAUCUUCCUCGAUUUUCCCAAGUAGACAAGUCUGUCUUCGACGCGUUACCAGACGAUAUCCGUGCAGAAUUGGAGGCAGAGUACAAGCGACGUUCAGUUCCUCCAGAAGUUAUCAAUGCGAUACCACCAGUGACAGUAACCGUGAAAGAAGAGAAGAAGACAAAUUUUCCAGGACACCCGGCCAAAAAAGUUACAUUUAAAGAGCCAGCUCCUCCCAACCUGGCCCGAAUCACUCGACAACUUGCGCCAAGAAGUAAGUCGCCCCUUCCUGGGAAGCAAAGUGCAUUGUUUUGCAAGACCAGGUUCGUGACUAGAUCAAAUGUCACCGAGUCUGAAUUGCGGAGACUUGGUCUCGAUCCUGUCGUCUUCGCCGGAUUACCGCCUGACUUGCAGCGAGAGCAAUUGGCAGGAGCUCGGUUCAAGAAGACGGGAAAGUUGGGCGUCACUUUUCCAAGCCAGCCCAAGAGGCUCAGGCCGAUUGUCCGUCCAUCAAAACCGAGAACAAGACCACGCUACAUCCCACCUCCUCCCCCGAAGGCUCAGUAUCCUGAGGUUCCAGUUCUCAAACAACAAGGGAAGACUAAAGGAGAGAAGCUUUUAUUCACUGAAAAGGAUGAUCUUCAGAACGUCAUUGAGCAAUGGAUGAACGGUUUCCUUGAUCAUCCUCCGAACCAGCGGGACGUGGAUUACUUCGCCAAGUUUUUGGUUCAAUGCGUCGAUGGGGGCCGUGGUUCGGAUUUUGGCUUCGAGAAGGCAGUUGCCGUUGUCAAGUGGUGGUUGGUUCUUAUCAAGAGGCACUUCAGUGCAUGGGAAUAUUACCAGUACGAGCCCGAACUGAAGCCCCGGAAGCGCUACACCAAUGAAGCAAUAGGUCGAGCAUGGUGGAAGGCUUUCAGAGAAGUCAAAGCCAAGAUGGAUGCUGUCGCUAGGAAGCGGUUUGGAGGAUAUAUCUCGCUUCGCUGAUGCUUAGGAUGUUCUCACUCGACGUUUAUACCGUAUUGAUAGCACCUCUAACCCAUAGUGUAUCGUAGCCUAAGGUAUUGUACAAGUAUCAUCAAUGUAUCUCCACCAAUACAGAUAUAUCUUGAAAUCACU